AUGACCGAAGAGACCCCCCUCCACGUCGCCGCCUACUAUGGUCACUCUGCGUGUGUGGAGCUGCUGCUGAAGUACGGCGCGUCGGUCAAGGCCAAGACCGCGGAUUCUAGAACCAGCAAUCUGGAGAGCGUGCGCCUGCUGGUGGAAGCCGGAGCCGACAUCAACCCGCAGGACAAGGACGGCGACUUCCCCCUGUCCCUUGCCGCCGGGUACGAUCACACGGACGUGAUUUCGUAUCUCCUGGAAAAGGGCGCCAGCGUCAACUGCCAAAGCACCAAGGACGGCGAAUCAGCGUUGCACAAGGCCGCGUGGCUGGGUUGUGUGGACAGCAUCGAAUUGCUGUGCCAAAAAGGCGCUGAGGUCGACAUCAAAUCCAAGAGCUAUGCGGCUACGCCCCUCUCCAAGCACGGGGCCGACGUCAACCUGCCGAACAAAUACGACACCACUCCGCUGUAUGCGGCGUGUGGACUGUACAGCGACGACGUGGCCGAAGUGUUGCUCGCGUCUGGCGCGCGGAACCACAUCUCUGAACGAAUCACGCCCAUCUAUCGGACCAUGCAAGAAAAGAAGUGCGACUUGGCUGGAAAGAUCGCGCUGGCCGAGCUCACCUUCCUCGAGCAGAAGCGCGGCACCGCCGAAACCGACGACGAGAAACGCAAGAGAGAAGAGUGGGAAAAGGAGAAGGAAAAGAUCAAGGACACCCUCGAGUGGGAGAUCGAGAAGAGCGAGUUCGCCAAGCGGUGGGAGGCCAACGAACUGGACCGCCUCCACUACCUGGCUCUGGCGGGCGACGCCGCGGCGCUGGCCGCGCGCAUCGAAGAGCGCAAGCGCGAGUACCUCGCCGAGCAGGAGCAGAAGAGCCUGGCCGAGAAGAAGAAAGCAGCGCUGCAGAGCGCAAUGAAGGACAAAAUGGAGGUGGACAGCGCCAAGAAGAAGGAAGAAGACGACAAGCAAGAGGCGGAGGAGAUUCAGGACGGUCCGCUCGAUGUGCGCCUGAAGGACGGGCUCACGCCCCUGCAUUUGGCCGCCUUCGCCGGCAACGUGGAGUGCCUCAUUCUGCUGCUCGACUCUGGCGCCACGCUGGGUGUGAAAGACAUCCAGAAGCGUACCGCCUUCCAUUGGGCUGCGGUGCGAGGACACCAUGAUGUGCUCAAGCUGCUCAUCGACCGAUUCCAGCAGGCGCCAAUCGCGUUCACGGAAGACAGUGCGGACGGCGAAGGCGACAACCUGCUGAUGGCCAAGGACACCAGCACCAUAAGCGCCCUCGGUCUCGCCGCCAAGCUACUGUUGAAUGCCAGCGGCCAUGUGGACAAGAGCUGCUUCGGCUCGCUCCCCAAGAAGGCCAAGUGCUCCGCGUGCCUCGAUUUCCUGGUCAACCAGGUGAUCCGCACGGGCGUGGCGCCCAAGCAUCCUGACGACAUCAUCUACGGCGUGGGCGACGUACCCGACCUCGUGGAGCUGCUGCUCAAGCACGGAGCCACCCCGACGCCCAGUGCCCUCUCCGCUGUGACCACCUACGGUCACGCCAAGAGCUUCAAGGUGAUGCUCAGCAAGCUCACACCGGCCGAGAUCAAGCGACGACCUCUGCUUGCGUCCAUUCGAGGAAGCCUCGAAUGCGCCAAGAUCGCUGUUGCCAUGGGCGCCGACCCCAACCUCGUCUCUGCCUCUCAGACGCUGUCGAUGGAUCAGCAAUCGGCGCUGCACGAGACGGCCAACUGCGGGCGCUACGAUAUCCUCCACUACUACCUGAGCGAGUGCGGCGGCGACCCGGACCUGCGCGAUUCCCGGGGCCGCACCCCGCUGCACUCGGCGGCCUACGGCGGUCACAUCGAGUGCUGCAAGCUGCUGGUCGAGUACGGGGCCAAGUGGAGCGUGGCCGACAUGCGCAAGCGUCUGCCCCUCCACGAGGCUGCGACCCACGGCUUUACGGAUGUGUGUAAGUACCUGGUGUCGAUCCCCCACGGCAAGCGGGCGCUGAGCACGCGGACCUUCACCCAGAGCACCGCACUGUUGGAGGCUGCCCAGGGCGGACACAGCAUGUGCGCACUCUUCCUCAUUCGCGCGGGCUCCAACAUCUACGCCACCGACAGGAGCGGAUCGACAGCGUUGCACUACGCGGCACUGCGAGGCAUGCUGAAGGUGAUGGAGUUGCUGAUCAAGCGCGGCGCCAACAUCGACAGUGCCGACAGCAAGGGCAACACACCGUUGCACAUGGCGACCAUGAGCGACCACUCGGAGGCCGCGGAGCUGUUGAUUCGCCACGGCGCCGAGAUCGACAUCAGCGAGGAGCUGUCCAACCUGUCGCCCAUCCACUACGCCAUUCGCUCAGGAAAUGAGCGUCUCUUCGGCGAGCUCGUGUCGCGGGGCGUGCCGACUACGUGCAAGGACGCGAACGGCCUCAUGCCGCUCCAUGCCGCGGUGGCCGGCGGACACAUCGGGCUGGUGCACAAGCUCGUGUCCAUGGGCGUGCCGCUCCACAUCGAAGAUCUCCGCAAGCGCACCGCCCUCCACUGGGCCGCAUCCGAUGGCACGACGGAGCGGAGCGUCUACCUCUCGCGCACGAUCGGGCGCGUACUGGAUGAGGCCCCGCUCACUCCCUUCGCGGGAGACAAGAUCGAGCAGUUGGCCCUCCUCGACCGCUCGCGGCAGUUCGUGCUGCGCAUCCACCAGUUCAAGAGCUUCGUGGAAGCUGAGGACACCCAGGCCUCGGAUGACGACGCCGAUUCGGAUAACGACGACGCGAACUGGGGCGUGUUUGCCGACUACGCCAUCAGCAUCCAAAACAAGGACCAGUACAAGUCUAUUUCAAUGGAAUCGGGCAACCGCUUCGAGCGACGGAGCAGCGGCUGGGGCUGGCGCAAGUUCGCAAAGAUGUCGACCCUCACCGAUCCCGACGCCGGCUUCAUGUGGGGCGACGACGAAUCGAUCCAGCUGCUGGUCAAGUUCGAAAUGAUCCCGAGUACGGCGGUGGCGCGACACUUUGCGUUUAUCAAGCAAAAGGCCCCCGUGCAGAAGGACUGGGAGCAACACGUGGAGAAGAAGAAGAAGCUCAUCGAGUACCUGCUGGCCAACGGGCUCGAUGCCAAGGCCGCCUCCAUCGACGGGUGGACUCCGCUGCACCUCCAAGCUGAGAAGCCCGACGCGGCCAGUGCCCGCUUGCUGGUCGACGCCGGCGCAGACCCCAACGCGCGCGACUCCGAAGGCUGCACGCCCAUGCACUGGGCCGCACGGCCGAAGAACUACCACGUCGCGCGGCCGAAGCGCUUGCGAAUGUCGGCCGAGCUGAUCAGUUUCCUGCGGGAGAAGGGCGCCGACAUCAACGCGCGCGACAUCACCGGCGCCGCGCCGCUCCACUACGCCGUGUGGCACAACGAGGACUUUGUCGAGAUCCUACUCAACAACGGGGCCGACCCCAACAUCGCCACGCUGCCCGCCUGCGGCCAGUACACGCCGCUCCACUUCGCGGCCGACAUUCGCAAGAAGAGCGCCAUCAAGUCGCUCCUCGAGAAGGGCGCCGAUCCCACGCGCAUCGACGCCGAAGGCCGCUCAGUCCUCCAUCACAUCGUCAAGGACUGCGAUGUGCAGUUCACGAUCGAGGAUCCGGUGAUCCCUGGCGAGCCGCUCAGCGACUCUCUGAUCGUGGUGGGCGAUCUGCCCUCGGAGGAACGCGGCGGUGACGAACACGCGUGGGACGUCCUCUUCGAUGUCCAGGGCCAACGAAUU
Molecule: messenger RNA, 3723 nt
Organism: Acanthamoeba castellanii str. Neff
Lineage: Eukaryota; Discosea; Longamoebia; Acanthamoebidae
Product: ankyrin repeat-containing protein
Exons: 29
Molecular function (GO): protein binding
Source: RefSeq, a predicted model, not a curated record